This is a messenger RNA of Dendronephthya gigantea, 2820 nucleotides long. Its product is annotated as pyruvate dehydrogenase phosphatase regulatory subunit, mitochondrial-like. The transcript is spliced from 17 exons. The coding region runs from base 84 to 2639 and encodes 851 amino acids. The record is from RefSeq and is a predicted model, not a curated record. Lineage: Eukaryota; Metazoa; Cnidaria; Anthozoa; Malacalcyonacea; Nephtheidae. Gene Ontology annotation, cellular component: mitochondrion; cytoplasm; mitochondrial matrix. Gene Ontology annotation, molecular function: oxidoreductase activity; protein binding.
AGCAAACCUAAGGUUGAAGGUCAGGUUGUGGUUGAACAUUGAAGAAUCAUUAUUCGAAACCAUCGACCGUUGUACAUUUGAACAUGCAGAAUGCAAGCAAAUUUCUUACAAAUUUCACGAGUAAAUACUCGUAUUUGGGACGAUGGAAGCUCCAGCCAAGAACAUAUCGCUUCGACAAACUUUUAGCAAGGAAAAUAUCAAAUGAAACCCCAGUUGUGGAAAAGGAGGCAGACCUUCCUUCAUCCAGUCAAAUUGUUGUCUGUGGUGGAGGGAUUGUUGGCUGUGCUGUGGCAUAUCAUUUGGCAAAACUUGGUUUGACCAAUGUUGUCCUUUUGGAACAAGGAAGUUUAGCAUGUGGGACAACAUGGCAUGCUGCAUCACUUCUUGGUAUAAUGAAAAACACCUCAGUUGAGACUCUUUUGGCAAAUUAUGGUGUUGAAUUAUACAGGGAUUUGGAGAAGGAAACUGGACUGGGAACAAGCUGGAAACAAUGUGGAAGUCUUUCAUUGGCUCGAACACAGGAUAGAUUGACUUUCUUAAAACGUCAACAUGGAAAGGCUAGGGCCUUUGGUGUUAGAAGUGAAUUUAUUUCCCCAACAGAGGCUGGGAAGAAAUGGCCUAACAUGAGGACUGAUGAUCUUACGGGUGUUUUGUGGUUUCCUGAUGAUGGUGUUGGGAUGGGAAUGGACAUAACUCAAUCAUUAGCAAAGGGUGCUAAGAUGCUUGGUGUUGAGAUUCGUGAAGGUGUUACAGUAGAAAGUAUUCAGACUAAAAACAAUACCAUCUCAAGCAUCACCACAAAUAAAGGCAAAAUAGACUGUGAAAUCUUUGUCAACUGUGCAGGGCAGUGGGCCAGAGAACUUGGUUUGAAAAGUGAGCCCGUUGUACACGUGCCACUUCAUUCGGCGGAACAUUUCUACAUAGUAACAAAACCAUUACCGGAAAUUGAUCCUAUGUUGCCAGUACUACGAGAUGCUGAUGGCUGGACGUACUUCCGAGAAUGGAACGGAGGCAUUCUUGCCGGGGGCUUUGAGCCGAAAGCUAAACCCAUCUUUUAUGAUGAUAAGAUUCCAGAAAAAUUUGAGUUUCAACUGUUUUCCGAAGACUGGGACCACUUUGAGGUUCUCUUGAAAGAAAUCAUACAUCGCUUUCCGCCGAUUGAGAAUGCAGAAAUACGUCAGAUGGUGAAUGGACCUGAGAGUUUCACCCCUGACGGUAAAAUUCUUAUCGGUGAAGUUCCAGAGAUUGAUAAUUACUAUAUUGCUUGCGCAAUGAACUCGCGUGGUGUGGUCAGUGCUGCAGGGAUUGGCCGCGCUCUAGCGGAGUGGAUUAAGAACAAGAGUUCGACCAUGGACCUCUCGUCCAUCGACAUCAAACGAUUUUCUCCUUACCAUAACAACAAGACGUACCUCCGAGACUCAGUCUCGAAAACUGUUGGGUACCAAUAUGCUCUCCCGUAUCCAGCCAGUGUGCCUCCUGCCCCACGCAACAUGAAGUCUUCACCACUUUACGAUGCACUGCAGACUCAAGGUGCUUCGUGGACUUGCGUCAUGGGAUGGGAAUGUCCCGCGUGGUUCUCACGCGAUGGCAUCGACCCACAGGGCAACUUUGCAACAUUCGGCAAGCCAAAAUGGUUUAAUAAUGUGAAAACUGAAGUGGAAGCAUGUACCUCUGGCGUCGGAGUUGCUGAUAUCUCUGCUACGCUGAAAAUUGAAAUAACCGGCAGUUCAGCGGUAAACUUGCUCCAGUUUUUAUGUUCCAACAAUGUCGACGUCCCACCCGGCAUGGUGGUUCAAACUUUGCUUCUAAACCCCAAGGGGGGGAUUGAAGGUUUUUCUACGUUGUACAGACUGACGAAUGACAGAUUUUAUUUGAUCGAUUCCAUAAAACAGGCAACGAGACUCCUUUCUUGGAUUUCUGACUAUUCUAAGAAUUAUGACGAUAUAACAGUGGCUGAUGUGACGUCACAUUAUUCAGGCUUGUUUCUGAUUGGUCCAGCAUCCACGGAACUUCUACAAUCGCUUACACAAACGUCAUUGGACUCUGAAGAUUUCCCGCUUAAUUCCAUAAAGAGAAUCGACGUAGGUUAUGCUUCUGAUGUUCUUGUUGCUCGGGGUAGCGACGAGUGGAAAUUGUUCCUGUCUCCUGAGUUUCUGCGAAAUCUGUACAACCAGUUUGCAGAGUCAGGCAGGAAACACAAUAUUACCAACGUUGGACUUUAUGCUUUGAAUUCUAUCCACAUUGAAGAUGGUAUUCCGGCCGUUGGUGCUGAACUAACCCAAUUUGUUUUACCUCAAAAUGCUGGUUUGAAUUCACUGGUUGAUCUUUCAAAGAAAACGGAGUUUAUUUCCGACCUGGACAUUUUAUCACAUGCUUCCUCAAACAAACGUCUCGUACACGUCAGCAUGCGUUGUCAUGACGAUGAUAAUUUUCCCUGGGGAGGCGAACCAUUGCUGCAUGACGACGCGAUUGUUGGUAUGACAACUUCAGCCGCCUGUGGUUUUAAAGGUAACAACCCUGUUGCCAUGGCUACGAUCGAGCUUCCCGAAGGUCGUGAUGACGUUGCGGGCAUGGAGUUCGAGAUAGAAAUAGCCAAUCAGCGUUACCCAGUCGAUGUUCGCGUUCUGAGAAGCGAGUGACUGAGGGCGAUUGGCUUUUGUGGAUGUGGGAAUUAGGAGUUAGGCUGUCUAAUUUUUUAAUUAUGACUGAAUACAUUAGGGAAAUGCGAUUUAUUGGAAACAAACGAAGCUUGGAUAGCGUCAGGAAUUUGAAUGAUCUCAAAACUAAAUCAAGAUUACGGGAGGGGUCAAGAUUAGCGGG